Messenger RNA from Erythranthe guttata (spotted monkey flower), 566 nucleotides. The record is from RefSeq and is a predicted model, not a curated record. Lineage: Eukaryota; Viridiplantae; Streptophyta; Magnoliopsida; Lamiales; Phrymaceae.
UAAUGGAGACAGAUACUAAUUAAUCAAACAAAAUCAUUAUUAGAAAAAAAAAAAAAAAAGAGUCCACCAUCAGAUUUGUAGAUCAGAUACAGAAACGAUGCCGUUCAACAGCGUACUGGUGGCGGCGACGGCGGAGAUAUCGGCGGCGGUGUGGCAGCGGCUGGCGUGUCUGCCGGAGCGAAUAAGCAGCGAUCAGAUGUUGGAAUUGGUCGUAUGUUUCCCUCUUCAGCAGUUGGGCAGAUUUGCCCUUUUCUUGUGGACUUAUCUUUGCGUCGCUCCACACCCUAAUCGCCAUCUCUACUACGCUUCCUAUUACGGCGAUGAUUCCGAUGGGGAGGAUUCCGAUGAAGGCGGCGGCGGCUGAAGUGGUGGCGCGUCGUCUUCUGCCAUUACCCAGUGGUCAUAAUUUAUUUGUAAAUAAAAAAUAUUUAUUUUUUAAAGUUGUGUUUGGCUUUUACUGCUGCAUUAGUGCAUUUUGUGCUUAAUAUUUUACCAUAAGUCACAGUUUCAUUGUUUUUUUUUUUUAAUUUAAAUUAAUAUUAACAGAUCCCUAUAUUUAUGGUUUA